CGACUUUAUUCAAUCAUCAUCCCUCCCUCCUCAUUUUCUCCCCAUCGUCCUACCCUUUAAUGCCUCCUCCACUAAGGCCAGCAAGAGCAAAUGAUAAAGGACGAGGGGAUCACGAGGAGCGCGUUCCAUCUCUCGCUUUACUCCAUAGUCCUUCGACAUGUGAAAUCUUCCGCAGCGAAGUGAUUAUUAAUGAGACCUCCAUCGCUAGGGCAAAGCAGGUGGCAAAGGCGAAGGGAACUUGAAGAAAAGCUUGGUUUCCACUGUCCUAAUUGCUCAUUUUCACCAUCCCUGUGUCGCUUGUAGUCAAUCCGAAGAGAUGCUUGAGUUUUGACGAGAGUUGUUUUGGUUCUAUUGUUGCGACAGUGGGUAUAGCUCUUGUCCAGCAACGCUGAUAUAAGAAUGGCUGAGCUGAAGAGGAAUUCCGUUCUGAUCUUAAGGUUUGAUGGCGAAGAUUUAAAGGAAUUUGUAGGCAGCGCUCUGUUUGAAUCUGAGAUGAUCAACAUAUUCUCGCAGAUAGAGGCGAGCAGCUCUUCUUUGCGUGAGUCUCUUAUGAUGGCUUUGGAACGACUAACGGUUGACCAUGGUGUGCCGCCUUAUUCUGACUCCUGGGUUUUUGACAACAUUGUCGAUCCAGCUCUCCAAGUACUAUCCGUGGAUCAAUUGGAGCAGUCUGCUUCUGAAGAAAACUUCUUGAAAGAAUUCAAAACUUUUAUUUGUGACAUCAUUAAACGUCUUCAGGAGCAGCCAAUCAUUGUUGCUCAUACAGAGAAAACCUUUGAUGGAGGUGGUAUUAGGAGGUUGCUCUCGAACAAUAUGGAAUUAGAUAAGCUGCUAGACCUGGUUUGGAGAGACCUGCCAAAGGAUUCUAAUGUGAUUUCAGCAAGACAGAUUCUUCAACUUGCACUUAGCCGAAUGGCAACACCAGCUGAUUUGCCUUCUUAUGGCACUGUUAAUCAGAUUGACAAAAUUGUGGAUGAGGCAUUCGGACUGGUGGAUCAGAAGAAAAUACUACAGCCGGAGCAGCUCAAGAAAAUGAUGACUGAUAUUCUCGGUAGCCUAAUGCUUCAGCUGGAGGGUAAUCCUAUCUCAAUAUCUUCCGAUUCAGUAGUUCAUGAGCCUCUUACUUCACCAUCUACAGUCUUUUCUCCAUCAUCUUUAUCUCUGCAGUCUGAUAUAGAAUGAUUAGAAAGGAAUUAAAAACAUUUACUUUGUCACAUCAAUGAUAUGAUGAUUACUAUAGCAUGUAUAAGUUAAUUUUAAUAUACAACGCUACUAUUAUUUUA
Molecule: messenger RNA, 1283 nt
Organism: Phalaenopsis equestris
Lineage: Eukaryota; Viridiplantae; Streptophyta; Magnoliopsida; Asparagales; Orchidaceae
Exons: 6
Coding region: 400-1182 (260 amino acids)
Source: RefSeq, a predicted model, not a curated record